GUCAGUCUGUCAUGGACGCUCCCGAGAAGCCUCCACGUGGUACAGUUUUCCGGGAAAGCAGUAGAGUUCGGCGGAAUCUGCGAUAAAGUGUAAAUGCCUUUUGAACGGCUUUUUGCCCCGUAAACGAUCUGAAGCACCUGAACGGCAUUGUUGUUCCUUAUCUGAUCCCAGCAUGAGUGCAAGAGUUUCAGAGGACACAUAAAACUCGUCUGGAGAAAAAAAAAGAUUCUAUGUCUUAAAUUCCACUUCCAUAUAGGAGAAAUCGACUAGAUGUUACUAGUCCAUUAUGAAGCCUAAAAGAAACAAGUUUAAAGCAUCAUCUAAACCGAAACAAAGAGGCAUCAAAGUCACAGGGCAAUGGAAACCCAUUGAGAUCGACCCAAAUCUCUUCGCAGAUGAACAGCUUGGAGGCAUAAUAUGUUUUGAAGAACUUGCCAAUUACAAACUGGUGUCUUCCUUGAAAGAGGGAGAAGAAAAAGCUGCAAAAAGAAAACGUAAUGAUGAAGAUCUUGAAAAACUAUGUCCAGCCACUCCCCCCAAAAAGAGAAAAAAAGGAAAAAAAAUAGAACAUGGAGAAAGGAAGAAAGAGGAACUUGAAAUAGAGGAAAAAGUAACCCAACAGGAUGCCAGUUGCGAAAAAGCCCUUGUUGAGUAUGAGCAAGAUGAUUAUGAGCCAACGGAGGUCACAGGCCUGGAAAGAAACCUCCCCCAAAAAAAGAAGAAAGGGAAAAAGAAGAAAUCACGUUCUCCUCAAAAUGUUCUUGAACCAACUGGAGCUUCCAAAAAAGCUAAUAACUGGGCAGCCAAAGUCUUAUCCACAAAAUCAGAUCACAAAACGGAUGUUUCUGCAUGGAAGAGCCUCUUUGUUCCUAAACCUGUCCUUUUGGCAUUGAGUGAAUUGGGGUUCAGUACACCAACUCCCAUCCAAGCACUAACUCUACCAUCUGCAAUUCGAGAUAGCAUGGAUAUCCUUGGUGCUGCUGAAACAGGGAGUGGAAAAACUCUUGCUUUUGCCAUUCCGGUGAUCCAUUCCAUUCUACAGUGGUACAGCUCAGAAAACAUGACAAGCGGCAUGUUUGAAGAAGCAGCGGACAGUGAAGAUGAAAUGGCAAAGCAGCAGACAAGUGAAGAAACUAGACUAAAUUCAGAUACAGAUGAAACUAAUGCUUCUGCAGAUGACAAUGGGUCUGUGGCAGUAAACUCCAUGGAGUUAUUACAAGAUCCAGGAUUUGAUGUGGGUUCCCCAAAACAGAAUUCUGUUAAAAAUAAAAACAAUCCUCUUCUGGGAUUGGUCUUGACUCCUACAAGGGAACUGGCUGUCCAAGUAAAGCAUCAUAUUGAUGCAGUGGCCAAGUUCACAGUUUUUAACUUCUUCUUAAAGAGUCAUGAUUUAGAGGAAAAAAGUGAGCUUACCAAGUUUACACAGGCUUUUCUGAACGCUGUUUCAUUUCCAGAUACCUUGUAUAAAAACUUUCAAAUUAUUUUUCAUCCAUCUGACAGAUGCCUGGUGAUUGAUGAAGCAGACCGGAUGGUGGAGAAGGGGCAUUUUUUAGAGCUGUCUCAGUUGCUGGAAAUGUUGAGCGACACACAGCAUAACCCAAAACGUCAGAUAUUUGUCUUCUCUGCCACCCUGACUUUGAUCCAUCAAGCUCCCACUAGAGUUCUGCAGAAGAAAAAUGCUGUCAAAAUCGACAGGAAGACCAAGCUGGAAAUGUUGAUGCAAAAAGUGGGCAUCAGGGGAAAGCCCAAAGUGAUAGAUUUGACCAGAAAAGAAGCAACUGUGGAGACUCUUACAGAGACCAGAAUCCAUUGUGAUACAGAAGAGAAAGAUUACUAUCUUUAUUAUUUCCUGUUGCAAUAUCCAGGCAGAACCAUGGUUUUUGCAAACAGCAUAGAUUGUAUCAAACGACUCACUGCACUCUUGACCAUCAUGGACUGCAAUCCACUGCCUCUUCAUGCAAACAUGCACCAGAAGCAAAGGUUAAAAAAUCUGGAGAGAUUUGCCGAACAGAACAGCUGUCCCCUGUUGACAACAGAUGUAGCUGCUCGUGGUCUUGAUAUUCCUUAUGUACAGCAUGUCAUACAUUACCAGGUUCCCCGUACAUCCGAGCUUUAUGUUCACAGAAGUGGCAGGACCGCCAGAGCUGCCAAUGAGGGCCUGAGCUUGCUACUGAUUGGGCCCCAUGACUUGAUUAAUUUUAAAAAGAUUUAUAAAACGCUGAAGAAGGACGAAGAGCUUCCUUUCUUUCCAGUUGAGGCAAAAUACAUGUCAGCAAUCAAGGAGCGUGUGAAUUUGGCAAGGCAGAUUGAGAAGAUUGAGUAUUUCAACAGCCGAGCCAAGCACGAAAACUCAUGGCUCCAGCAAGCUGCAGAAGCACUUGAACUUGAUCUGGACGAUGAUGAGCUAACAGGGGGCCAGUUUACUGAGCGAGAAGAGAGCGAGAAGCACAGGAUGCUGAAGGGGAUGAAGAAACAGCUUAAGCACUUGCUCAAUCAGCCAGUAUUUAGAGGGCUUAUGAAAACCAAAUACCCAACCCAGUCGGGGAAAUUAGUUCUGUCUGACUACACAGGCCAGCAUUCUCAGUCUGCCUUGAGUGCUAUAUCAAAAGCACAAGUGAAGAAGGUAAAGAAGAAAUAAUAAUAGACACAUGUUAAACAAUUGACAGAACAUAUGAAGAUGAAAGAUAGAAACAUUUUCUUUCCCCCUUUU
This is a messenger RNA of Thamnophis sirtalis, 2710 nucleotides long. Lineage: Eukaryota; Metazoa; Chordata; Lepidosauria; Squamata; Natricidae. The record is from RefSeq and is a predicted model, not a curated record.